Molecule: messenger RNA, 1026 nt
Organism: Cryphonectria parasitica EP155
Lineage: Eukaryota; Fungi; Ascomycota; Sordariomycetes; Diaporthales; Cryphonectriaceae
Exons: 4
Coding region: 1-1026 (341 amino acids)
Source: RefSeq, a predicted model, not a curated record
AUGUCCGAUCAAGACGACAAAGCUGACAGCCAGAUGGCUUCCAAGAGGUCUGAGGACCUGAAGGAAAACCAGGUAGAUCCCAACAAGAAGGAGGUGGCUGGCCAUGCUGUCAAAGAGAUGGAACCUGAGGCUGCUAAUCAAAGUGAAGCUAAGCAUGUUGCCAUCAAGAAGGACGACGAGGACCAGCCAGGUGCCAUCAAAAAGGAUGGAAAGCCACAGCCAUAUGCCAGUCAAGGCGAUGAUGAGACCCUGUCGAUCAUCAGCCAGGGCGAGCUCCAGUCAGCUGCUGAUAACAAACUCUUGGAUGAUGUCCAGGAGUCCCUCAUGUCAGCAAUUAACAAGAAAAAGUCAUCCUUUGGUCCUCGAGGCUUUGAGAAGCCUACCACCAGGAUGAAGCGCGAUUAUGUCCACAUUGGAGAGAAGUACAGGAUCUAUGCCGUAGGUCACCGCAAGGAUGAGCGACCUGAGCCUGAGGUUGUCAAGAGAACUGGAAACUAUGAGGAUGACUACAUUCGUGCCUGCUACGAGGCUGAUUACCCCAUUGUCAACCAUGAUGCUGAGACUGACUGGGACCGCCGCGCCUGGCCUAACAACAAGGUCCCGGAGGGCAUCAACAUGGAGAUGAUGCGCCAGGAUCUGCUUUUCAACUUUCAGUCCCCCACGACGGGCUGGCAGGCCGCCGGUGACACCUGCGCCGCCAAGCGCGCGAUGACCAGCGCGCCGUCCGACAAGAUCCCUGGCUACCGCGACCGUUCAUACGCCGUCCCGAACUACUCCUGCCACAAAACCAGCUUCUCCAAGCCCUCUUCCAACGACUGGCACCACGCCGGCGACACAUGCGCCGGCAAGCGCGCCAUGGGAGGCGGUGCCGCUCCCGAUACCUCUUACCAGAACGAGGCCCAUGCUAGCAACGACCACGCCCUCGGCUACGGUUUUACCAGGCGCGAGCGCGGUGUUGCCACCCAGAACAGCCCCAGUGAUUUUGGCGGUGACGCUUGUGCCUGGGCCCGCUCUCACAUCUCCUAG